UUGGAAUAACGUAUAUAAUGUCUUUGAUACAUCUUCCAAGAGUGACGAAACAUUGGAAUUAUGAAAUCGGAACACCUUUCAUAAAGGAAACGAUGCCAGCAAACAAAUUUGAAAAAAUCAGGCAAUUUAUACACUUCAAUGACAAUUCCAAAAUGCCUCCUCGCGAGGAUCCCAACGCGGAUAGGCUGUUUAAGAUUCGACCAAUACUGACAAAAUUGAACGAAACAUGUAUGCAAAUUACGCUAAAGAGUCAGCUUUGUGUAGAUGAGCAAAUUUGCUCAACGAAAGCAAGGAAUAACUUGAAAAGGUAUAAUCCCAAAAAGCCAAAAAAAUGGGGAUAUAAAAUAUUUGUACUUUGCGACACUAGCGGUUUCGCGUACAGUUUUGAAGUAGAAUCUGGAGCUGAAAAUAUUAUAGAGCCUGGAGAGCCAGAUUUGGGUGCAGGAAUCAAAAUUAUAGGCUUUAUUUUGACAACUAUUUUACGUCGUUGCCACUGAUAGAAUAUUUGGCCAAGGAAGGGAUCCUCAGCUUAGGAACAAUACGUCGAAAUAGAAUACCUGACUGUAAAUUGCCGACAGAUAAGGAUAUUU
Messenger RNA from Rhagoletis pomonella (apple maggot), 590 nucleotides. RefSeq names its product piggyBac transposable element-derived protein 4-like. The transcript is spliced from 2 exons. Lineage: Eukaryota; Metazoa; Arthropoda; Insecta; Diptera; Tephritidae. Bases 18 to 497 code for a protein of 159 amino acids. The record is from RefSeq and is a predicted model, not a curated record.